Messenger RNA from Poeciliopsis prolifica (blackstripe livebearer), 8314 nucleotides. It is a transcript of the gene mylka, whose product is annotated as myosin, light chain kinase a. The record is from RefSeq and is a predicted model, not a curated record. The transcript has 37 exons. NCBI's taxonomy places the organism in Eukaryota, Metazoa, Chordata, Actinopteri, Cyprinodontiformes, Poeciliidae. Gene Ontology annotation, molecular function: protein binding; protein kinase activity; ATP binding. The coding region runs from base 353 to 5548 and encodes 1731 amino acids. Gene Ontology annotation, biological process: protein phosphorylation.
CCUCCUCUUCCUCUGUGACAGACAGAGCAGAUCUCAGAGGAGCAGCAGGAGGAGGAGAGUGAGGAAGAGGAGGAGAGUGAGGAAGAGGAGGAGAGUGAGGAUGAGGAGGAGAGUGAAGAAGAGGAGGAGUCCUGCUGCUGAAUGAACGGCUUGUUGGAGUGAAGAACAGGAUCUGCUCAGAGGACUGAAGUUCUGCUGCUGCUGCUGCAUCAGGUCAGACCUGCUCACCAACUUUCACCUUUAGCUGCUUUUUACCUCCAACCUCUGAGGUGGGCGGAGUCAGAGCUGCUUCAUCUUCAUCUUUAAUGUCUGAAAACAACCUGCAGGUUAUCUCAGUUCUCCAGGUCAAAGCAUGAUGAGUGACGUCCGACUGUCUGCGGCUCCGCCUUCCCUCUGUGACGUCACGGCUCCGCCCACAGGAUGUGGUUUCCACGGCAACCAGCCUCCAGCUUUCGUCCUGCCGCCUCGAAACGUCAGGAUCAGCCUGGGGGGCGACGCCCGGCUGGAGGGCAAGGUGAGAGGUCAACCUGAGCCGCAGGUCACAUGGUACAGAGACGGGAAGCCUGUGAUUGGUGGAGGACGCUGCUCGGUGGAGCGAGGUGGGCGUGGCACAUUCAGCCUCCUGGUGGGCGGAGUCACAGAGGAGGAUCUGGGCUGUUACACCUGUCAGGCGACCAAUGAGGCGGGGAGCCGGCAGGUUACUGUGGAGAUCCUGCUGGAAGAAAACUACGGGAAGCAAUGCAUCCUGCCGUCCUGGAAGAGAUCAGGGUCCCGGUCCUCAGCGAUGGAGAACCGGACCAGCAUCUGGAGCGAGAGUCCACCAAAGUUCAUCUCCAAACCCAGCAGAGUGCUGGUCAGACUGGGACAGAGCGGGAAGUUCUCCACCAAAGCCACAGGACGGCCUCAGCCGCAGGUCACAUGGUACAAGGGGGAGACAGAGCUUCAGUCUUCUGGUCGGAUCAGCGUGUUUGAACUUUCUGGUCGUCACUUCCUGGAGAUAAAGGAAGUCCAGGUGGAGGAUGCAGGAAGUUACACGUGUUCAGUCACCAACAGCGCCGGAGCGGCCACCGCCAGCGCUGAGCUCAUAGUUCAGGGUGUUGCUGAAGCCUCGUCCAGCGUUCAUCCACCUGAGGAACCACCAAGCUGGAAACCAGUAGAGGGCAGCAUUUCUCCCAGUCCUGGCAGGUCGACUGCAGACCAGCAACAGGCACAAACUGCAUGCCGGAGGAGCAAACCCCCCGUAGAGCUCCCUCCCGUGGCUGGAAAGAGUACUGCUGCCUCUCAGAUUCAGUCCAGUCGAGCUGAUCCGGUUCAAACAGUCAAGGAGGCGCCGACUGCAUCCAGCUGCAGCAGAGCUUUGAGGAGAUCCGCAUCAGGUUCUGGUCUGCGGUUUGAAGCUGUUCCUCUGGACCAGGAGGCCACAGAAGGAGCCCAGGUCACAUUCACCUGCCAAGUCUCGUCUGUUGCUGACGCCACGGUGACUUGGCUCAGGGACGGAAACCCAGUGAGGACGGGUCCAGGACAUCAGCAGAGACGGGACGGGACUCGUCUGAGUCUCACCAUGGACAGAGUGACGCAGCUGGACAACGGGACGUACGGCUGUCGGCUCAACGCUCCCGAUGGGCUCGAUGUUGCCUCUGCAACAUGGAGGCUGCGCGUCAAUCGUGCGUCCAGGUGUCCGGUGUUCCUGAGUGAGCUGCAGGACUGCAGCGUGUCGGAGGGUCAGUCCGUCAGCCUGCAGGUCCGUGUGGAGGGAAAACCUGAUCCCAACAUCAGCUGGAAGCUCAACGGUCGUCCUCUUCCUCCCAGGACUCGCUCCUCGCAUGUUGGGGGCGUGGCCAAGCUGAUGGUGCAGAACGCAUCGCGCCAUGAUGACGGCGUCUACGUGUGCGUGGCGGAGAACGUCCACGGUCGAGCAGAGAGCAGUGCCCGGGUCCAGGUCAAAGGUAUGGUGCCGUCUCAGAGGUCGGAGGUCGCAACAGCAGGUCGGGCUCCUCGCUUCAUUCGCCGACUAAGCGAUUUGAAAGUGAUGGAUGGCAGCAGAGUCUCCAUGACGGUGGAGCUGAGCGGUGAGCCUCCUCCUCUGGUGAUGUGGCUCCAUGACGGACAGGAGGUCUCGGAGUCGGAGGACUUCCACCUCCUCAAGGAGGAGAACCGCUACACUCUGCUGAUCCAGGAGGUUUUCCCAGAAGACACUGGGGCCUACAGCUGCCGGGCCUGGAACCAGUACGGGGAGGACCAGACCCAGGCCCGGCUCACUGUGGAAGAACCUCAGGACGGCGUCCAGCCCUGGUUCAUCACAAAACCCAAAGCGGUGAGCGCCGUCACGGGUCAACACGUCCUGCUGUCCUGUGCCAUCGCCGGAGACCCGUUCCCCCAGUACACAUGGACCAGAGCGGACCAGAACAGAGCGCUGAGCUCUGGAGGAGACUACGAACUGCUGCAGAAGGAGGACGUCGUCUCGCUGCUCAUCAGACGGGUCAGAAAGCAUCACGCAGGAGACUUCCUGAUCACCCUGAGGAAUAAAGUGGGAGAGUGCAGCGCUGUGGCUCAACUGUCCGUCACCGAAGAAGAACCUGAAGAAGGAGAAAGAAGGACCGCAGCUGCCAGAGGAAGACCAGGAGGAGGAGGAGAAGGCAGGAGGGUCAGUCUGCAGAGGCAGGAGGCUGGUGAGGAGGAGAAGAAGAAGGAGGAGGAUCCCCGAGGACUCCUCAAGCGCAGCGUGGAAACGAGGGAGCGCGGUGAAGAGGAGCUGCGACAGAGGGAGGCGCAGCAGCUGGACUUUCGCUCGCUGCUGGGACGCCGAGCUUUCGCCCGCGACGGUGACACCGACACCCAGAAGAUGGAUUUUAAGGCCAACCUCCGGGGCGUCAAAGGCAAGGCGGAGGAGAAGGCGAACUCCCCGCAGCAGGUGGACUUCCGGAGCGUCCUGGGGAAGAAGGGCGCCGCCGGCAGCAAGCCGGCCGAGACGCCGCCAAAGAACGCUGGAGACUUCCGCUCCGUCCUCGCCAACAAGAAGAAGACGACGCCGGCGGCGACCCCCGAGAAGAACGGAGAGAAGGUGAACAACUGCGUGGAUGGAGGGAUUCACGACCAGAAGAGCGAGGGUGGUGGAGGAGGUGGAGGAGGUGGAGGAGAUGGAGGGACGGCGCCAGAGUUCGUGGAGAAGCUGAAGGAUGUGACGGUGCUGGACGGUCAGCGGCUCCGGCUGGAGUGUCGCCUCGCCUCCGCCGCAGCUGCUGAUGUCACCGUCGCCUGGACGCUGGACGGGAAAACCGUCAAACCGUCCAAGUUCAUCAUCCUCGCCAACGAAGGCGGCCUCUGCUCUCUGACCAUCGACAAAGCUUUGCCGGAGGACGAAGGCCAGUACAAAUGCAGAGCUGAGAACUCGGCCGGCAGAGCGGAGUGUUCCUGUAUGGUUCUAGUCGAUGAUCCACCAGAAAACUCUACGACAGACAAGAAGUCUAAGAAGGCAGCUCCGACCUCAGAGAGUGAAGCCAGAAUAAAGAAGCCAACUGCAAAGACUCCUCCCAAACAAGCUUUGCCUCCUCAGAUCCUCCAGUUCCCAGAAGAUAUGAAAAUCCUGGCAGGAGAAAAGGUGGAGAUCCUCUGCAAAUACUCUGGAGCUCCACCCAUCACCUGCACCUGGCUGAAGUUCAGGAAACCAAUCCAGGAAGGAUCCUCGGACGUGUCCAUAGAGAGCACAGACAGCAGCAGUAAGCUGACCAUCAGCAGCGGGCAGCAGGAGCACUGCGGCUGCUACACCGUGGAGCUGAGGAACAGCUACGGCCUCCGGCAGGCCGCACUCAACCUCACCAUCGUUGACAAACCCGACCCCCCAGCAAAGGUCCCUGCGACCUCUGACAUCCGGCGCUCCAGCCUGACCCUGUCGUGGUACGGGCCGACCUACGACGGCGGCAGCGCCGUGCAGACCUACCACCUGGAGAUCUGGGACUCUGUGGACCAGCAGUGGAAGCAGCUGGUGUCCUGCAACAGCACCUCCUACAACAUCCAGAACCUUCUUCCAGAUCGACAGUACAAGUUUCGAAUUCGAGCUCAGAACAUUUACGGCAUCGGAGAGCCGAGCGCCGAGUCUGAAGCAGUAACAAUGGGACUGGUGGACGACGAUAACCAAGAUGAUGCUGAGGCAGAGGAGGAGGAUGAAGACUCGGAAAAAGAGCCAGAGUACCGAGACGUGACCAUCAAAACCGAUGCGAAGGUGAAGGAGUUUUACGACGUGGAGGAGCGGCUGGGAACGGGGAAGUUCGGUCAGGUCUUCAAACUGGUGGAGAAAUCCACGAAGAAGGUUUGGGCCGGGAAGUUUAUCAAGGCGUAUUCGGCCAAAGACAAGGAGAACGUCCGACAGGAAAUCAGCAUCAUGAACUCCCUGCAUCACCCCAAACUGGUCCAGUGUGUCGACGCCUUUGAGGGCAAAUCCGACAUCGUCAUGGUGCUGGAGAUGAUUUCUGGCGGCGAACUGUUUGAGCGGAUCAUCGACGAGGACUUUGAGCUGACGGAGAGGGAGGUGAUCAAAUACAUGCUGCAGAUCAUCGACGGCGUCAACUUCAUCCACAAACAGGGGAUCGUCCACCUCGACCUCAAACCGGAAAACAUCAUGUGUGUCAACAAAACCGGCAGCAAGAUCAAACUCAUCGACUUCGGCCUCGCCCGGCGGCUCGCAAAUGCUGGAACUUUGAAGGUUUUGUUUGGGACUCCAGAGUUUGUGGCUCCUGAAGUGAUCAAUUACGAAGCCAUCAGUUACCCCACAGACAUGUGGAGUAUAGGAGUCAUCUGUUACAUCCUGUUGAGCGGUCUCUCUCCCUUCAUGGGCGACAACGACAACGAGACUCUGGCCAAUGUCACCUCUGCGACCUGGGACUUUGAGGACGAGGCCUUUGAUGAAAUCUCUGAAAACGCCAAAGACUUCAUCACCAACCUGCUGAAAAAAGACAUGAAGGCUCGGCUGUCCUGCCCUCAGUGUUUUGAACACCCCUGGCUGAAACAGGACACCAACACCAUGAAGACCACCAAGCUGUCCAAGGAGAGGAUGAAGAAGUACAUCCUGAGGAGAAAGUGGCAGAAAACGGGUCACGCUGUUCGAGCGAUUGGCAGACUCUCCUCCAUGGCCAUGAUGGCUGGAGUCAGUGCAAAGAAAGGCUCGCCCACUGAAGAGGACAAUCAGUUCCUGGAGUGUUUGGAGUACGAACAGAAGACGGAAAGUAAACCCACUUUCAGUUCAGUCAUUAAAGACGUGGAGGUGGUGGAAGGCAGCGCCGCUCGCUUUGACUGCAAAAUAGAAGGAUAUCCUGACCCUGAGGUGGUUUGGUACAAAGACGAGCAGCCAAUCAAAGAGACCCGACAUUUCCAGAUCGACUACGAUGAAGAAGGAAACUGCAGUUUGAUCAUUUCAGAGGUUUCAGGUGACGACGAUGCCAAGUACAUGGUGAAGGCCGUCAACAGUCUCGGCGAGGCGACGUGCACGGCAGAUCUGCUGGUGGAGGUGAUGGCUGGAGAGGAGGAGGAGGAGGAGGAAGAGGAGGAAGAAUAAAGAUUCCUGUUGGACGUUUAGGAGGCCUGCUGCUCCUCAGUCUGUCAGAAAAUUCACUCACAGUAACAGGGGAGGUAUGGGUGGGCGGAGUUUCUCAUUGUUUCAUUUUCAGGCGGUGCAGUUCACUAUGUCAAAUGAACCAAAACAAUUUUUAAAGUUGUUCCCCUCCCAGCCUGUGGGGGCGCUGCAACAAGAACUACUGAAAGAAACGGCACAAAAAGACAAGAGUGCAACUUCCUUCUUCAGGAAAUGUAAACAAUAGAAUAGAAUAGAAUAGAAUAGCAUUUAUUGUCAUUGAACAGGAUUCAACAAAAUUUCUAUUGCAACUCCCGUGAUUUUAAUGAUUGUAGGAUUUCUCUUUAGUCUUCAACAAAAGACCACAAGCCAAUUCUCCCAGUAGCAGUCGACUCUUGCCUUUGUUCUGUUUGUAUUUACCCAGAAUUCCCUGCGUUGUAGUCUGCUUCCUGCUUAUGUUUCGGUCUCCAGUAAGUUUGGCCUUCAGAUAUACAUUCGAACUGCACUAGUUUACUUCAGAACCAAACUGAGACUGAAGUUUGUAGACAGACCAGUGCUUGUUUUUUAGUUUGCAUCAGUUUGAUUCACAUUCACAUCUCCCCGAACAAACCAGACUUUCUAGACAAAUGAACUAGAGUUUUAUUGAAGUGGACUAAACAGGAUUGGUGUGAAUGCAGCAAACAGUUCAUCCCUGCAGCUUGGACUGUGUUAGACUCCGCCCACCUGAUGCCCCGCCCACCAUCCAAUCUCUUGAUGUCACAUCAGUUGGACUGACUUCCUGUGAGCAACUGCUCCUCCAAAAUAACCACACAGACACUUCCUGCCGUUUCACAUGAAGAUCAACCAUAACCAGUUCCUGAUUUUACAAGAUUCUCAAUUUCAAAACAUCAAAUAUCUUUCUCACAUGGACUCUGGAGGUUCCUCCAACAGGCUCCUUCCUGCGUCAGCAGCUUGAACCUGUACAUGUUUCAUUCAUAAUGCCUCACUUUGUCCCUGUUUGAUUUGAAAACAAAGUUCCAAAGCAUGAGGAAAAGCGUGUUUGCCAACACUUUAAGUUUAACCUUUUUGUCUGAUCCAAGUGCAGGAGGGGACAGAGAGAAGAUGGCCGACCCGCCUUCUUUAAAUUAAGCAUCAUUAGAGUCAAACGUUUGUGCAGCAAACAUUUUCAUGUGCCACUUUGAUUUUAAAGAUAUCAAUAAAUGUUUUCAAAGGUCAUCGAAGGUCAAGCAGUACUCCCAUAUUUACAGUAUCACAUUAAAUAUGGUGUCAAUCAAAUGUGCUGUUUAUGUUAGUUUGUGGACAAACUAACAAACUACUUUAUGCUCAAACAUCACUAAGCAAAAAAAGGUUACUUGAGAUAUUUGUGCUGCAAAAAGUUUCUUUUGUCCUGCUAUACUUUUCAAGAUUUAAAAAGUUACCAGAGAUCACUCUGCCCUCACACCCCCACAUUAACAAAAUUAUCAUUUUGUUUGUGCUGCUACAAUUUUUAAGAUUUAAAGACAAAAGUUUCCAGAGGCCACCAGAAAUCAACUUAUCCUUCCACUCUCACAUUAACAAAAUGGAUAUAAAUUAUUUCUCUAGUUUGUGCAGCUAUUGACACCAAAUUUUCUUUACUUUGUAAACGUGGACUUGCUGAUUGACCUUUGACCUCUGGAUGCAUUUAAAUAUAAUCCUUCCUUUACACAGGACAAAUCUCUUGAAACUCUUUAUCUCAUUUACAAGAGGCGCCUGCAACAUACUUUACAACAAUAUAAAAGCAGUGAUACGAUCUACCAAAUAAUUCUAGAAGUCAGUACUAUAUAUUGACAAUUAUUAAUAUCUUUAAAAUGACACCAGCACAAAUGAAAAACGUUUGACUUUAAUCUGAAGAAGGUGUGGCGGCCAUCUUUACUCAGGUCAGGAGAACUUCACUGUGUCUGUGCCUUAAAGCUGCGCUGAGCCCAGUCUGAGCUCCAGGUUCUGCGGUGAUCACAUUUGUUCUUUAUCUUCUGCGACCGAGCUUCUCCUGUUGAUAUCCGACAAUCCAGCUUCACUCUUUAUCUUCAUUUUGCGUUUCAGCUGCAGGUUUACGAAGCUUCAGUCACGUUUGGCCUCCUGCUGUGAGCCUUAAAGCGACACCCUGAGUCACACUCAGAGUUUCUCCGUCACGCUGUGGGACAAUUUCCUUCCUCUGUGGCCUUAAAAAAAAACUGUUAAUGAAUCAGGAAAAUCUAAAACCUCAGCAAGAAUUUCCCAGUUUCUGACUCCAAGCAUCACAAAGGAGCAGAUAAAAUGUUUUAUUGGAUUGCUGUGAAGUCUCUCUGUGUGGCGACAGAAACUCUGGGUGAAAGUCACAUUCCAGCUGUUUGUGUUUGAACCUUUUCAUGAAAUCUGAUUCCUCUUAAAAAUCAGACACCAAAGAUGUUUUUGUUUUUCCUGCUAACUCACAGGUGUGUUUGUGUGCGUGCGUAUGCGUGUGUGAGUGUUUCCUCUGCAGUUUUCAACCAUGCGGUUUGUGUGUUUGGAGUCUGUUUUUUGUUAUUUAAUGCACAGAUUUUUAAUUAUAUGAUAAUUCUUCCAGAAGGUGUUGCAGCACUUCAUGUCCCCGCCUAUUAAAGCAGAGGUGGACUCACUCUUUGUUUUGUUUUUGUAUUAGAUGUAUGUAGAUUUAAUUACUUUAAUUUUUAUAAAAAAUAUACCAGUUUGAUGAACUGUAUGAGAACACUACGACUGUAGUUACAGAAAACAAAUAAAUUUUUAUCACUAAACAAA